Messenger RNA from Candoia aspera, 3966 nucleotides. RefSeq names its product t-complex 11 like 1 (gene TCP11L1). The coding region runs from base 614 to 2143 and encodes 509 amino acids. The transcript is spliced from 11 exons. NCBI's taxonomy places the organism in Eukaryota, Metazoa, Chordata, Lepidosauria, Squamata, Candoiidae. Gene Ontology annotation, biological process: signal transduction. The record is from RefSeq and is a predicted model, not a curated record.
CCCCCAGGAGCACACAUACAUGGGGGCGGGGGACUGGAUGCUGAGUCCGGAGCUGCUGGAAUGGGCUGCGGAGAGACCCGGGCCGAUCUCCUCCCGAGAGCUCUGCGGAGAGAGACCUUCACACUUCGCCCCGUCGAGAGCAACGCCGCCGCGGAUGGUCAGCUCGUUGCCGCCUCGCGAUUGUCUAUUCCAGACUCUUCGUGCGCCUCGGGGCUCCAGCUGCAAAUCGCCCUGCGCGGCCCUCGCUCUCGCCUCGGCGGGGCGCUGACAUGGCGGCGCUCUGCGUGGGACUGACAGCCCCUUCCGUCCCGCUGCAGACCCCCGGUUGGCCGUGAGGAGAACCGCGAAGAAGCUCCGCGGGUGGCUUCCCGUGUGGCUGCUGUUGGUACUGCGCUGCCAGCGCCGCGCCCAACCUCACCCGCUCCACUCUCCAUCCCGGCCUCGCUUGGGAGCUGGCCGCUGCGGGGGUGAGAAGUGCCGCCCGCUCAGGCCGCCCGCUCAGAACUCUUGAUCCUGUUUGGCUUUGCUGGCUUGAAAUUGUCAUCUUGUUUUGCUGGCUUUUUUCCUAUACAUAUUCAAAUUUAUUACAAGGACAUUAAAGUGAAAACUGGGGAUGUCUCAGGAUCCAAACAAACCAAAUGUAAACAAGGGGAAAUCAGAUGUGUCACAGGAUAACCAGCAGGACCACUUGGAGAAUGCAGAGCAGUCUAUCCAAAAGAAGAUUCGACAGAACACACCAAGUCCCAGUAGAGGCAACACACCUGAGGCUAGCCCUCCUCAGUUUGUGUCAGUGGAGGAACUGAUGGAUACAGCAAAAGGUGUUACAAACAUGGCCUUAGCCCAUGAGAUUGUUGUCAAUGGAGGCUUUCAGAUUAAGCCAGCCGACUUGCCAGAAAACAGCCUUGAAAGAAGAGUAAGAGAUAUUGUCCACAAAGCUUUUUGGGAUUGCUUGGAAACACAGUUAAAAGAAAACCCACCUUCAUACGAUCAUGCAAUUAAACUUGUAGGAGAAAUUAAAGAGGCUCUCUUGUCUUUUUUGCUGCCUGGCCAUACUCGAUUAAGAAAUCAGAUUACCGAAGCUCUUGAUCUGGAGCUGAUAAAACAGGAGGCUGAGAAUGGUGCCCUUGACAUUUCUAAGCUGGCAGAAUUCAUCAUUGGAAUGAUGGGGACGCUCUGUGCUCCAGCGAGAGAUGAGGAAAUUCAGAAGUUGAAAGACAUUCAUGAAAUUGUUCCCCUGUUCAGAGCAAUUUUCUCUGUGUUGGAUUUGAUGAAAAUGGACAUGGCUAAUUUUGCUGUCAGUAGCAUUAGGCCACAUUUAAUGCAGCAAUCAGUAGAAUAUGAAAGAAAGAAGUUUCAGGAACUGUAUGAAAAACAGCCAAAUUGCUUAGAUUUUGUGACUGAAUGGCUGCAAGGAGCCAUGGCUGACCUCCAAUCCAGAGUUGCAUGUGCUAGUAUUAAUGAUGUUACAUCUGCCAGUAACACUCCGGCACUGUGUCCUGUUGCUAUACAAAAUCAUGCAUAUAUUCAACUGCUCAAGUGGAAUCAUCUGCAGAAACCUUUUCCAGAAGUAACUAUAUCUACUGUGUUAAUGGACCAAAGCCGUUUCCAGGAAAUGCAGUUGGAAUUGGACCAGCUUAUUCUAACUGGUGCUGUUCUUCUGGUAACCUUCAAUGCGGCAGGCACAGCUCUUUCAGAUUUGCCAGCUUUUACCAACCAGCUCAAAAUGGCUAUCCGAGUAUUGCUGACAGGGCUACACAUUCCUUCCUUCAACUUGAGUGAAACUUUGGCUGUCAUAAGUGAAAAGAUUUGUGCUGAAGUUAACAGUUGCCUUUCCCAGCAUGGCUUUAUACCUUUCACACCUGAAAAAGUGAUUGUGCUUAAAGGACAAAUCCAGGCUCUUGCCAAUCCUGAUAACACUGUAUGCAAACUGAUAGAUUCAAGGAUCCAGUUGUUUUUGGAGAAUUACCUUGCUUGUGGUCAUCAGAAAUCCCUUCCUCCUGUGCCUGGUGGAUUGGGCCCUAUUCAGAGAGAGCUGGAGGAUAUUGCUAUCAAGUAUAUUCGCCUUGUUGACUACAACAAGAUGGUUUUCACUCCUUAUUAUGAUGCAAUUCUUAGCAAAAUAUUGAAUAAAGAGUUUCCUUAGCUGUGAAGAAAACUGAAAAAUGCCAAACCCAUUUGUAUGCUGUCCCUCAACAAGAGGGCUUCAGUCCAGGGCCAGAUAAGAGAAAGCUGUUUUAUUCUGCUUUUACACUUUGGGAUUUUUUUUGGUCAGAAUUAUCAGGGCUGGAAAAUGGAAGCUUCCUUCAGAGACCAGUUGUUCAUUUAGGAUCCCCACGAUCAGCCUUGCCGUGUGUUGCACCCUUCUGUGUCACCUCUCCUAGCAUAGCCCAGUGCUGUUCAGAAACUUCUCUUCAAAGCAUUACAUGGGACAGAUUCAUUAGGGUAAAAUGCAGUAUCUCAAGAAUUGUGCUGAUCAUGCUCCGUGGGACUUUUCCAGAAGUCCCCAGCAUGGUUAGUUUGCAACAUUUCACUCCACUUGUUCCUUCUGGCCAGUAGCUUAGGGAUUCAGACAAGCUUAGGAAUCAAGUGGUUUGCUGUAUUCUGUCGAAGCUGAUUCUUACAUGGGAAAAAGUCCUGAAUCAAUGCUUGGAUCAUUACUGUUGGCUCAUUGUGGUUAACUUUAUCUAUUGUAGAAACAUUGAAACCUUAAAAAAAUGGCUUUCCAACAAAAGUUUCCAAAUAAUUCAAUAGCAGUGAUCAAAUAUCAUUAUGUAAAAUAUACAUAAAAAUAUAUUGGCUUAGUAUUUAAUUUUUUUGGCCAUAAUGGCCAGUGGCAACAUAAAAAGGUAAUUAUGGAAACCAUCCUGUUAGCAUGACUGAAAAAUACAUGCUAACAGGUUCUUAAUAUAUAUGGUUCUUUAUAUGGUUCUUAAAGCCUGUUCUAAAUACUUCAACUUAAAUUUCCACAUAUUCAGAAUUUGAAUAUUGAUAGUUAAAGCACUUUAUAUGUAUUCUGCAAGCCAAGGCUCUGUGAGCCAUGGUUUUCUAUAGCCUUUGUUUCUGUAUCUGUAGAUUCUUGGUCAAAAUCAUAUAUAUUUUUGUAGAGUAUUUUCCAGUUCUUUAUUUCCCUAUUCAUAAGAAUGCUAUCCUGUAGACUCAAGGAGAUGUUUUUCUUUUGACAUGUGGAAACUCUUUUGAAAAGAGCGGUUUCUUAGUUUUCUAUUAGUGUAGCGUGAAAUGCUAUUAAAGACAAACCUUUAUAGCUGAAGCAGUUGAGUAACAGUAGAUCCACUGAAUCUUAUUGCUGGGUUUUAUUUACAUAUAGAAAGCUUGGGAUUAGAAGAUGGACCAGCCUUAGUAAUAAAAAUCUCAAGCUCCCAGUUCAAUUGCUAUUUUCAUAUAGUUGCAAAUACAAGCCUUAGCACACUCAUUUGUCCAAAUGUUAGUAGACACAGGCAGAUUCUGCCUCACCUUCCCUGUUGGGCCCGCAGCACAGAAUUUCACACGCUCAAGACCCAGUGGUCAAUCCAUAGGGAGAAAAAGAUGCUUCUGUGCAUGCAUAGCUCUUGCUCAGUUGGAUGCAAAAGAUUUAUUGAUUUUGAUGUUACAGAUUGUUAAGAGAGUUCUUUUCUUAUACAAUGAACAUAUUCUAAGAAAUAUAUUGAAAUCUGCUUGGCUGUCUUAAAAAAUAAUUUCAAGAGUUCAUAAAUAUAUAGCAUCUUGGGUUUUUGACAGAAUAACUGGGUUUCUGAAGCAGAAUUGACCUGUGGAUUGCUUUCCAGUAUUAAAGUUUAGUAAAAUAAAUUAUAUUUAUUUAUUGUAUUAGUUAAGGCCGCUGAACUAAAAAUUGUUAUUUGUUAGAAUAAAAAUUAUAUCCAAAAGCAGGAAUAAUAAAGCAGAGAAGCUUUAGUUGGAAAGACAGAUGCAAUAUGGGGUCUGAAAGUUUAGUGGCUGUCUGUUAAAUAU